Molecule: messenger RNA, 2243 nt
Organism: Formica exsecta
Lineage: Eukaryota; Metazoa; Arthropoda; Insecta; Hymenoptera; Formicidae
Gene: Mrgn1
Product: E3 ubiquitin ligase Rnf157
Exons: 9
Coding region: 144-1808 (554 amino acids)
Biological process (GO): protein ubiquitination
Cellular component (GO): cytoplasm
Molecular function (GO): ubiquitin protein ligase activity
Source: RefSeq, a predicted model, not a curated record
AUGCGCUCAAUGCGUGAAACGGAACGCAGCCGAGAAGUUUGUGACAGUUCUCUGUGGUUUAACUAUAGAUUUACACAUUUUUAAUAAUUGUUGCUAAACAAAUAUUUCUGCAGAUUUGCAAUUUAUCAAUAAAUAAUUGCAAAAUGGGGUCGUUGACAAGCAGGCAGAAUGCUGGCGUCGAAGAAGUUGAUAUCACUUCGAAUCAUGCGUAUAAAUAUCCUCCACGAACUGGUUCCUAUUUUGGUAGUCAUUUCAUAAUGGGCGGCGAACGAUUUGACACACCUCAGCCUGAAGCAUAUCUCUUUGGAGAGAAUGCAGACUUAAAUUUCUUAGGCAGUCGACCAACUCCUUUUCCAUAUCCUCCACCACAAGCAGGCGAUCCUACAAAGACAUUAAAGAGUUUAGUAAACAUAAGGAAGGAAUCUUUAAGACUGGUUCGUAAUAUGGAUCAAACAUCGACAUCUUCGCAAUACCAUAAUGUUAAGCAUUACGGAGAUAUAGACAUUGACAAAAAACCUAGUCGUUUCAAUAUUGAAUUUAUAUUUGACUGUGACGUCAAAUGUGCAAUAACGAUAUAUUAUUUUUGUACAGAAGAGAUUUCAACAAAGGGAGUUGCGUACAUUCCACGAGAUUCAUCUAUGAAUUCUGAAACUUAUCAUUAUAAAAAAGGAGCAAACCAAUUAUUUUCACAAACAUCGCAUAUAUUUGAUCCAACAUUGUAUACCGAAGAAGAUCUGAUGUACAAUGCAGAUAGAGAAAUUAUUCCGAUAGCUAUACAUUGUGUAGCUGAAGAAGGAUCAGAUGAUCCAAAACAAUCUCACACAACCAUAGCUGUUGUUGAAAAACAUUCUGAUGGCACAUAUGUGCUAAAAGCGCUCAAACAAAAAAUCUAUGUAGAUGGCCUCUGUUAUUUGCUACAAGAGAUUUAUGGAAUUGAAAACAAAAAUACUGAGAAUGCAAAGCAACAAGGUAGCGAUGAGGACACUGAAGACAAUGGAUCCGAAUGUGUUAUUUGCAUGAGUGAUGUACGCGACACGCUAAUUUUACCAUGCAGACAUUUGUGUUUAUGCAAUUCUUGCGCCGAUUCCUUGAGAUACCAAGCGAAUAAUUGUCCGAUAUGUCGCGCGCCAUUUAGAGCACUCUUACAAAUUAAAGCUCUUCAAAAAGCGAUUGGUACAAUUAUAUCAAAUCCGCCAUUGCCAGAGGGAAGCUGUGAGAAUAUUCCAUCAGGCUAUGAAGCAGUGUCUCUAAUAGAAGCUUUAAAUGGACCUUAUAUUCCACGGACUGCUAUUAUCGCGCCAGAAUCUCCAGAUACACCUGAUACAGAUACGGCAAGUGCUAUUCAAGCCGCGGAAACUUUAAAUCGCACUGCUGAACGUACUCCGGUCUCGAAACACAUAUCCGCUAAAGAAGAUAUGUCAGCCAGAUCCAGCGGUACUGCUUGUCCAACUCCCGAAUUUCGAAUGUCUGUAUUAUUAGCCAGAGAUGAACACUCGGGUUCUCAAAAGGAACUGCACAAUAGAUCUCCAGCUACGCGAACCAAAUCAGUACAUUCGCGCGACAAAUCUAGUUUAAGAGCACGCGACACAUUGAGAUUGGUGAAUGAGAAGCAGCCAGUUUCUUUAUAUGAGGGACAAGGACAAGAUGAAGACAGCGAAGCAGAGAAAUUGUCGCCAUUAUUAGAUGCAGCUACAAGUACUGAAGCUUUAGAUGUACAUUCCCAUAGAAUAUGCGACAUUGAUAUUGAUGACGAAAUUCAAAAUACAGAAAAUGAAAAUGACGCGGACAUUACCUGUCAUUCGCAUUAGAAACUGGCAGAAGAUAUAUUUUUGUAUACAUUAUUCAUUCUUGUUAAAUAUUGUCUAUAUAAUGUUUUAUCUUUCAUGUAAAAAAUGCAGAUCAGUUAUUUAUUCAAAGCUUUAAACUAUUUACCGCAACUAUAUUGAAUCAUUUUUACAAUCUUUUUAACGUAGUCUAUUAUGAAUACAUUGUCAUUAACUUAUAUAGAAGUUUAAUAUAGAUAUUAUUAUUUUGUAUAUUUAAUUAUAUAUUGUAAGAACAUAGAAUGCAUUACAUUGUAUUUCUUAUGAAUUUUAUGCUCUUUAAUUGUUAGAUUUUAAAGCAAUAUGUAUACUUAUACAUGUAUACUUUGAAAUUACAAAGACUGUAUUUGUAAAAAAGAAACAGUACAGUAUCCUUUUUUUAUAAGAUGCAGUUAAUAAAAUAAUUUACAUGCAAAUUGA